Messenger RNA from Aureobasidium subglaciale EXF-2481, 2619 nucleotides. RefSeq lists its product as uncharacterized. The record is from RefSeq and is a predicted model, not a curated record. Gene Ontology annotation, molecular function: zinc ion binding; DNA-binding transcription factor activity, RNA polymerase II-specific; DNA binding. Lineage: Eukaryota; Fungi; Ascomycota; Dothideomycetes; Dothideales; Saccotheciaceae. Gene Ontology annotation, cellular component: nucleus. The transcript has 4 exons. Gene Ontology annotation, biological process: DNA-templated transcription; regulation of DNA-templated transcription. The coding region runs from base 1 to 2619 and encodes 872 amino acids.
AUGACGCCCACACCGCCGACAACCAACUCGUCGACUGGCGCGUCGCCCGACAAUGGCCAGUUUCGCGUGGUGCGCAAGAGGAACAGAAUCCCUCUCUCAUGCGCACCGUGUAGGCAUAGAAAGCUGAAAUGUAAUCGCGGACACCCUUGCGACAAUUGUACCAAGCGUGGUGACACGACCUCGUGUGUCUAUGCCUCUCCUACCACGCGUAAGAAGCCUGGCAUCCACCAUGUACCUACCGGCACACCAGACGACAUGCAGAAUCGCAUCGACCGACUCGAGAGUCUCGUACUUUCGCUCAUGACCAAUGGCUCUCAAGCUGCUGGGCCCUCCGCCGCACACGCUGCUAUCACCUCGAGCAGAAGCAACAGCCUCGGCACCUCCAUGAGCAUGCCCUUAGACCCACACAGGGACAGCAUUAGAGAAGAGGGAGAAGACAGCGACAUCAAUGAUGUUGCUCAGGAUAUCGGCAUCAUGAAGAUCGAUGGUGCCAAAGCCUUCUUCGUGCCAGACGCGCAUUGGUACGCCAUAUUGUCGGACAUUGCUGAAGUCAAGAACUACUUCGCUAGUCACAAAGAGCAGUACCAAGAACAAUUCAGAAAGGUCCAGGCCUCGAAGUCCGACGACGUCUCGGGCUCCUUUCUGUUCAAGGGCCCUAGACUGAACAACAAGACCGAAGUCCUGGUCACGAUGCCAGACAAGAUCGCUGUUGAUGACUUGGUUAAACGUUACUUCCAGUCAUACGAUCCAGCUGUUCAUAUUAUUCACGGCCCCACUUUCCAAGGCCAGUACGACAGGCAUUGGCAGAACCCCAACGAGACGCCCGUCACCUUUCUCGCCUUGCUCUACGGCAUGAUGACCCUCGCAUUACAGUCAUACACCAGAGCAGGCGAUGAGCCUCCAGAAUAUCAAGGCAGAUCGCACGACAUGUCCGUCUCAUUCAAGCGCCUCACAGCACAGUGUAUUGUCCUUGCGGAUGUCACCCAGCCAUUGCCACAGCUCGUUGAGGCGCUCAUAUUGCAUAUCCAAGCAGAGCAUAGCAGUAGCAACGACGCAGAAACAGGCAUUCUUUUGCUGGUGAAUCUGUGUACUCGAUUGGCUAUGCGCAUGGGUUACCACAGGGAUUCUGGCCCGUACCCUAAUGUUUCGCCAUUUACUGCCGAAAUGAGAAGACGUGUAUGGGCCUUCGUUCGACAGGCAGACUUGCUCUUCUCAUGCCAGUUCGGUCUUCCUCCCGUGGUCCGUUCCGACUGCACUGACUCCGACCUUCCUAACAACAUAUUUGACGACGAGUUCACCGAAGAUAUGAAGACCCUGCCUCCUUCGCGACCAGAAUCAGAAGUUACUCCAGCCUCAUACAUGAUCGCCAAGGCUCGAUUGAUUUCAUGUUUUGGUCAGAUUGUUGAUCGCAUACAAUCAGUGACAGCGCCGCCAUCAUACGAAGAGAUUAUGAAGCUGGACGCUCAGCUUCGUGAAGCCCGGACUCAGAUCCCUCCUCAUCUUCAGAUGAAGCCUCCUUCGGAGUUGGCUAUGGCUGCGCCUAAUCUGAUUAUGCAAACGUAUGCUCUGGAGCUGAUCUAUCUGAAGUCGCAAUGUAUGUUGCAUCGCAAAUUCAUUGCAAGAGGACGCGACUCGCCACGUUAUGCGUACUCUAGACGAACCUGCAUUGACGCAUCUAUGGAGAUGCUCACCCACCAAGCCACUCUGUACAUAGAGUCACGAGAUGGCGGCAGAUUGCGAUCAGUCAAGUGGUCCAUCUCUUCGCUCACGACACACGACUUUUUGCUUGCUGCCAUGAUCGUCUGCCUCGACCUCUACCACACUACUGAAUCGGACAGAAACACGAUUAAAACUUCGUCGUCCAAUCCCUCAUCGCCAAUGGGCGACGUAUGGACGCAAGAUCGCAGAGACCAAAUGAUCACAUCACUCCAGCACUGCGCGUCGAUCUGGGAGAGUCUGCGAGAUAAGAGUAUGGAAGCCUACAAGGCCUCAACACAGCUGCGCGUUAUGCUGGGCAAGAUUAGAGCUCAAGAGCAACAACAAACAGUGAUGACUGGUGGCAGAGAGCAGCAAUUGCGUAGCGCUAGCCAAUAUGGCAUGCGUGGUCAGUCCUUUGGCAGCUUCACCAAUGGUCAAGUGUCUGAUACUGUUGAUGACGAAGUCCCACCCGAGCACUCUGCUGCUAUGACCUUGGGCCUGUUGUCAUCCGGCGGCGUUAGUCCCAAUGCUGGAUUCGCUUCUAACAAUCCUGCCUCACUUGGCAUGGAUGCGCGCGGAUACCCAGCCAGUAUGGCUGGCCUGCUCAAUGAGCCUAUGUCUGAGCGUACAGGGUUGACAUCACAAUACAGUGGUGUGGACGUCAACGGAGCGCAGGCUGUUCAAGGUGCCGUGUCUCCUUUCACACAAAUGUUCGGCGCUGGUGCACCAGAUGUAGAUUGGGGCGCAUGGGACUCAUACAUGUGGUCAACGAACCUCGAAGUCAACCCGUUGGACGGACAACAGGCACAACAGCAACAGGCGGCUCAACACCAGGCACAACAGCAAUUAGCUCAACAAGCGCAGCAAGCAAGUAUGAACAACAUGUUCAUGGGUCCAGCUGGCGCUGCCAAUAUGAUGUGA